Molecule: messenger RNA, 903 nt
Organism: Aspergillus niger
Lineage: Eukaryota; Fungi; Ascomycota; Eurotiomycetes; Eurotiales; Aspergillaceae
Exons: 3
Coding region: 1-903 (300 amino acids)
Source: RefSeq, a predicted model, not a curated record
AUGUUCUCCAGCGCCCCUCCUCCCCAAAAUCGCCGCCUGAAAGUCACCGCAGGAACAUCCUACGCACCAGAAACCCACGAAACCGUCACCGUAAAUAGUACCUCUCCUCUGAAAUUUAAGAGCGACCACUUAGCCAGUAACCUCUGGGUCCGCAUCAAAGAUUAUACAGGCUACCCCACCGAUUCCCCUAAAACAAACACCUACUUCGACACACCUCCAUUCAGCCAAAACCUCUUCUCCCUCACCUUCACCCUCAAUUUCACCCACGACGUAAACGGCAACGACCUCAUCUUCGGGAAUGACUUCGACCACCCGAUCCGCUCAUACCUCCCAACCGGAUUCAAUACCGCGUUAAAGAUCGUCAAGUCCACGCUCGACCCCUCGUUGGAUGGCGACGCAUAUGCCGAUAAGCCAUAUCUAUAUAGCCCUGGACUAGCAUCAUGGAACCAGUUCGCGAUUGGCGAUAGGGACGAGGGGGCUGAGAACAAUGAGAAUAUCAUAGUGCAAGAAGGCGGCACAGGAUCCGGGGUGGAGGUUCGGAAAGGGUACAAUAUACCCGAUAGCUCGUCAUCACGGAGAACGCAUUUCCAGGGAGAGGCGAAACGACAGGAGUUUGUCUUUGAGAAGGGGAGGACUUAUGCUGCGGAUUUUGGUAAUGGGUACUUGGAUUUUAAUGAAUUCGCGAUUCGGAUACCCGGGUUCAGCUUCCAUAUUGGCAAAUAUGUCAGUGAGAAGAAUAAUGUAUUGCGCUACGUCUUGAAAAAUCGCGCGACGGGGGAGGUCUAUUUGGUGAUUUGUUUGACGGUUGUGCUGGAAGAAGAGGCAGGCGAUAAUAGUGACGAGGGCGAGGGGGACGAUAUGAUAGACGUAGAAGACGAACAAGAGGUAGAUGAUGUGGACUAG